AUGGCCACGGCAGCUACUCUUCAACCUGCUUCAGCUCUCCAAUAUGUACCUUCUGCAGAAGACCGUCUUCGUCACACGCUCCAUCCAUUGGCCAACUCCAGUUCCAUUUCUGAGCAGCUCCCCGAUGGCUUCCCCUCGCACAUAAGCUCCCCAUUGGCAUGGGAUAGUGGGGAGAUGAGCUCAAAGGCACCAGAAUGGACACUUCGGCUGUCAGCAGACGACAUCACGUCUAUUGAAGACGCUUUGGCAGGCUUCAAAGAGCUCGAGAUUCCGUGGAGAGACCUGUCUCCGAAAUCUUUCGCCGUGUCCGAAGAUCUGCGAAAGCGGCUCGAGAAUGCUGCCCUUGGAAUACAUGGUGCACCAGGAUUUGUUCUGGUCCGGGGGCUUGAGCCUAGGCGAUACUCUAUCGAGGACUGCAUCAUUAUACAAGCUGGUCUUACAAGCUAUAUUGGUUCCACAAGAGGAUACAACGGCCCCAGCGGAGCUGAUGUUCUGAGCGACGAUAUAGUCUCACCCACGUUCACCAACAAGGCCAUGACAAUGCAUACUGACCUGGGUGAUGUCGUGAGCCUGUUCACGGUGCAUCGAGGAUCUGAAGGCGGAUCAUUCCGCCUGGUUAGUUCGGCAACCAUAUACAACAAACUAGCCGUGUCGAACCCAGGCGUUUUACGGACCCUCAGCGAGGAUUUCGUGUUUGACACGCUCCAUCCAGAGGUACCCAGUUACAAGAAGCCCCUGUUGCACUAUCAUGAUGGCAAAGUCAUCCUCCAGAGCUUCCGGCGCCCCUUCAGUGGCUUUGGAAACAUCAAAAGGUCUGUUCAGCUACCGCCUCUGUCCGACAGGCAGGUUUUUGCCCUCAACGAGCUCUACUUCCAGGCAAUGGAUCUGUCCAUGAAGAUCGAUUUCCAGAAUGGGGACCUGUUGCUCUUCCACAACAUGGCCUUGCUCCACUCCCGAGACACUUAUAAACCAGACGAGAACAGCCCCCGACACUUGCUGAAGAUGUUUGUUCGUAGCGAAAGCUUAGGCUGGAAGAUUCCGCCGGUCCUGGAAGAUCAGUGGGAGGAGCUUUAUGGCAGUCGAACGGUCCCGCACCAGGAAGAUUUCCCUCCAGAACCACCUUUCCAUGCUGAGCGAGUGCCUUAUAGUGGAUGGGCUCAGAAUGGAUAG
Messenger RNA from Fonsecaea nubica, 1170 nucleotides. RefSeq lists its product as hypothetical. The record is from RefSeq and is a predicted model, not a curated record. Gene Ontology annotation, molecular function: oxidoreductase activity. Bases 1 to 1170 code for a protein of 389 amino acids. NCBI's taxonomy places the organism in Eukaryota, Fungi, Ascomycota, Eurotiomycetes, Chaetothyriales, Herpotrichiellaceae. The transcript is spliced from 5 exons.